Guyanagaster necrorhizus is the source of this 768-nucleotide messenger RNA. RefSeq lists its product as uncharacterized. The transcript is spliced from 3 exons. Lineage: Eukaryota; Fungi; Basidiomycota; Agaricomycetes; Agaricales; Physalacriaceae. The coding region runs from base 1 to 768 and encodes 255 amino acids. The record is from RefSeq and is a predicted model, not a curated record.
AUGCCCAAACAUAACCGGAACGACCGUCCUCAUCUCUGCGUCGACUGCCUCCAGACCUUUAAACGAAACCACGAUCUCGAUCGGCAUUGGCUAGCGAAACAUGCCUCGGAGGAAGAAAAGGCGUCGCGGCAAGACCUGGUGGUUACUGAGCUACAUUUGAACAGAUCAUGGUACUGCCUAUGUGGGCUCAGCGGCAUACAGUGGACCAACGUUGCUUCGCACAUCCGUACCCAGUGGGCUCUCUUCAGUGACGCUCCCUACACGUUAACUGACCAUCCUAUCUCCAGCACGGGGGAGAAAAUUAGAUGCAAGGACUGCCCCUUCGAGGCGACGAGCAACGCAAACAUGACGAGACACCGCCAGGGCAAACUCCCCGACUACCCCUGCUCGUCGCGCAAGAAAACAAAGGGCAAAAAUUCCCGCAUCGCACCCUCCAGCCCUAUCGACGAUGACGACGCCGUUAGUUCUUCCGGCUUCUCUGGCAUUGUACCAUUAACGGCUGAGGAGUAUGCGCGCUUCUUAUCCCUGAUGCGCAGCGCUGAGGAGGACGCUUCACCGACCCCUCCUAGUCGCCCGGCCACACCUGGCCUUGGCAACCCUUACCCAGUCAUUCCUCGCUUACCCACACCGUCGCCCCCUCCUGAAGCAUUCCUCCCAAUCCCGGAGGAGUACCGUCUACCCCCGUUGAUUAAUGUCAACCGUCAUGACCUUGUGGCCGCCAGCGUCCCUAGCACGUCAGGCUCCCCCUGCCGCCGCGCGCACCACUGA